Messenger RNA from Cottoperca gobio, 2438 nucleotides. It is a transcript of the gene sync, whose product is annotated as syncoilin, intermediate filament protein. The transcript is spliced from 6 exons. Lineage: Eukaryota; Metazoa; Chordata; Actinopteri; Perciformes; Bovichtidae. The record is from RefSeq and is a predicted model, not a curated record. Gene Ontology annotation, cellular component: intermediate filament. The coding region runs from base 173 to 2254 and encodes 693 amino acids.
GCACACACUGCUCCCGCUCACUCUUUGCCGCUCACUUUGCUGUCGUUUGAACUCAUUUCUAACAGACUCCUCGUGAGGAUAACGCAGAAGAAACGAGCACACGCGCAGAGGGAUGGGACGGUUGUGAAGGAGACUUCUACAUUGGAAGUGGCUACAAGACUAGGUUAAACCGAUGGAGGACGAUAACAUUUCAUCUACUGGGUUCAAGCCUCUCUUCAUUGAAGAAGAAGAAGCAGAUCCGGACCUCAUGGAGCAAAGAGAGUGCAACACGGCCCAGUCUGGACUCACCUUCGCAGGAACACAGCUGAAUCAAUCGGCUUUAAUGAAGCCAUACUUACAGGAGAUGGGUGGCUUAUUGAAGAGCUGUGAGGACCUCACCGGUAUCUCUUUUGGCUCACACUUCUCAGCAAGUUACAAUCAAACAAGCCUGGCUGAAUCAACUCAUAGCCACAGCAGAAUGGAAGACACAAUGGAGAGCUUUGGGGAAACAAGUAUUUCUCCCCAAGCAUAUCUUUCCACAAGCUACAUAGACACACACAUGGAUGGGUCUGGAACAGAAGACCAGCCAGCGCAAGGCAAGUCGCACGCCACCGUCAUUAACAGGUGUGAAGUGACCACAGAAGCUUCUGGCCAAAAAGAAAUGCCUCUCACUUCAGCGGGAAACCAACUGAGCGAAACCAUGGUGGAGUAUGAGGGUCAGCUGUUGGGGAUGUUGGCCAUGCUGGAGAGCUGUAUGGAAGAGUCUGGGAUGGACUUUGAGCCCCAAGGCUGGGCUCCAGAUGCGAGCCAAGAGUACGUGCACAUCAGUAAGAAUCCUCAUCGGGGUACAACACUGGUGCCCGUUCAGCAAGAGAGGCCAAUGAAGUUGGAGACCCAGCCAAAGCAGUUAGAAUCCUGGGCUGGUCAACACGUCGGGGGAGAUAACGUUUCCGGGGAGAGCAGAAACGAGGAAACAGUGGGUUCACCAACACAUGGAAGCCAGGGAGGUUUCUCAAUGGAAACACUGGAAUGGCAAGACCAGGAGGUUCUUGAACCUCAGUUCAGGUUUGCAGGUCCAUCAAUGCCAUUAGAUAGUACAGAAAAUGAUCCCAUGUACUGUGAGGCGACAAAGACAGGCUAUAUGUCUACCAGUGAGCCAACUGGGAUUGAAGUAGACGACACUGAAGUGUCAGCUGAAGAGAAACAGGAGCUCAAGACGGACACCAUGGAUCUGGGAUCUGGCAUGAACGAACUAGGCGCACUAGGGUGUCAGAUGGAGGAGUGCAUAGAGGAGGUGCAGCGGUUACAGAAGAGGAGGAAGGAACUGCUGAUGGAAGUGCUGGAGUUGAGAGGGAAUAAAGACAGAGAGGAGGCAGAGGGGAGCAAUGAAGAGGAGACGGAGGAGCGAAUUGAUAGCAAAGUGGCAGAGCUGAUGAUCACACUGAAGAUGGAGGAAGAGGCGAGAAGACAGGAGAGGAAGAAAGAGAUUCAGGGCGUCAGAGAGGAGAGAGCAGGGGAGGAGAGGAGGCUGUGGAAGGUGAACCUGGAGAGACAGGGGCUGUAUGAGGAGCUAAGAAAGCUGAAGAGGAGGCUGUUUGCGAUGGCGAGGGACUGCGCUCACAACCAGGCUGCCCUGAACACACAGCAGCAUGAGGUGGAGCUCCUAAAGAGAGAAGAGGAAAAGCUGCAGUCGAUGGUGCUCCAGCUGACAGAAGAAGGCUCCCAUCUCAGGGCAGCUCAACAGCAACAGCUCUUAGACCUACAAGCACAGCUUCAUGCCCAGAUAUCCAGUCAGACCUCCAACACCCAGGACGAGCUGAACCAGUGCAGGAGGCACUCCUGUGGAGACAUCCAGCAGUAUCUGCAGGGUGGGCUGAAAGCGCUGGAGAACAGAUAUGAACCCAUUUUGCUCACAUUGCUGAAGAGAAGGGAGGCAACAGCCGGAGCACUGGUGAAAGCCAAAGAGCAGGGCCAGGAGCUGAGGGCGCAGCUGAGACCCCUGAUGGAGGAGAUCCAAAGGCUGAAUCUCCAGAGAGCUUGCUUGGAGGAGAAACUCAAACUGAUUCACUUACAGAGGAGAGAGGAUGUGGGGCAGUACAAGGAGACGGUGUACUUCCUGGAGGACAGCAGCAGAGAGCUGAAGACAGAGUUAAAGAUUCAGAAGAGAAAAACCAAAGAGGUAGAGGAUCUGAGAGACAGCUUAAACAAACAUCUACUCCUCUACAGGGCUGCCAUUGAGGAGCUUAACAAGUCUGACGAUGAGGAGGAAACAUGAAAACAACAACAAAAAUCAGUCCUGUGAUUUAAUAACAAGCUGAUCAUUCUUUUUUAUCUGCAACAUUGUGAACUCCAAGAUUCAAUUAAUGCACUUUACACACAUGCUGAGAAGAUGAACUCGAACACAUUUUGUAGAAAGGUGUUUUGUUAUGAAUAAAGGCUUUGUGUUUGAUGUAAUCCAA